Messenger RNA from Parathielavia appendiculata, 1047 nucleotides. RefSeq lists its product as uncharacterized. The record is from RefSeq and is a predicted model, not a curated record. NCBI's taxonomy places the organism in Eukaryota, Fungi, Ascomycota, Sordariomycetes, Sordariales, Chaetomiaceae. The coding region runs from base 44 to 769 and encodes 241 amino acids. The transcript is spliced from 4 exons.
CCCUUGAGCUUACACAGAAGAUACGUAUUGAACAAUCGGCAGCAUGCAGCUCGUCUUAGGCCUUUUCGUCUUUGCCAUGACUGCGCUCUAUAGCGUAACGGCAACAGAAUACUGUCAGUGCGAAAACAACGACUAUGCCGACUAUGGUCGUAUAUUCCCCGGCAUCAACCAAGUUUGUUCAACCUUGUCAAAUGACUGGUGCUCCACCAACUGCAAUAUCUUCGGUAAGAACUGUGAUUACUGCCAGUAUACCCCGAAAGGCCAUGGGCCAGACGAAGACUUCCAUCGAUUGCAAUCCUGGUGCUCCCAGCAACAAGGCACGCACAAUGAUCAUACAUACUAUGGCACGCUCUACUGUUACUCUUUCGAAAACAAGGUUGAUUGCAGCUCUUGCGGGGGGUGUGCCUACGCAAACAACGGCUACAAGUUGCGCCGCAACGAGCAAGAGUGUCCUGUAGGCACUGAUCCCGACCAGUGCACUGCCAAGACAGCGCCUGACUCCUUCGUCACCCUCGUCGAAUACAACGCAGAUGGGGAGGUGAUUUCGGAGAGCCAAUGUAGGCCAAUCUUCGGAGAUGCCGCGUCGACGAUCGCCGAUUCUCUCAGCAACUGCACCACGAGUGGAUCAGGUUCAACCAACAUAACAGUGUCCUGUACGAGCUCGCAGGGAGAAUCGGAUGGGAACUCGGAGACUAUGCAGGCCUUUCACACUCUGUGUGACGAUUUCGGUGGCCUGAUCUCCAGUAAAUCCCGAUCCAAGCGGCUUUGAAGCCUGCGUUGAGGAUCAAGUUCAAAUGUGGUCUGCGGAUGAGGAUGAAAAAAAGACUCUAAUUGCUUGAAUCCUGCGCCUCGAGCGUAGGAUGAUGGCUGAGGAGAGGAAAGUCAUCGAACGGUCACUUCAAGGAUGAAUAUGGAACUGAAAGCAGAGCAUUCCUUCUGUCCUGGAAUUAUUUAGUUAGCUGUCUCUAUGCUCUACGCUAUGGCUUUUUCAACAAGAGUCAUAUGCGUCCUAGCGUUAACGUUAUAUCAAUGCUUAUUUUAUUCAGG